AUGAACACUACUUCCCCAGUCGACAGAGGUCCUACCAGGCACCCGACAAAUGGAUCUUCAAGACCAGUUGAGCAGAGAAGUGAGGAUCCUAACAAUCUCCUCUCUCCUACCAACCGGUUACCGGGAAUUAGGACGGCGGGACCCUCCCAACAGGACAGAAGGGAAAGGUCGUCUAUCCCUCGAAGGGCAGCAGCGGUUGAUGAGCACACACUUGUGAGGGGGUCGGUGAGAGGACAACCAAUAUCAAGAACUACUGUCAACCACCGUCAGAUUGACCUCGGAAUAAACUCUGAUCACCACACACCAAGCCCUGAUGUCGAAAUGGCUCCUGAUGAGGGAGCUGAUUUCUUUGACUGUGAUACGCCAAAUGAGGCUUUGGAUGUUGCUAAUCUGUCAGAAAUUUGGAAUUGCCAUGGGGCGGCAUCAAGAACAUUUCGCCGUACCCUCAAACUUUUCUUGCAUGAGCAUAAACCCAGCAUUUUGUGCUUCCUGGAACCAAAAGUUUCUGGAGAACAAGCUAAUGAUAUUUGCUUUGAUCUUGGUUUCGACCAAUGGCUUAGAGUCGAAGCCCUUGGCUUCUCGGGUGGUAUAUGGGUCCUUUGGAAAGAUGUCCUCCAAGUAGCGACCCAUAAGACCAACCCUCAAUUCAUUUUACUGAGUAUUAAAGAGGAAAAUUCACAACCUUGGAAUCUCUCCUUUGUAUAUGGCAGCCCGGAUCACGCCCUCAGACAAUACCUAUUUGAGGAAUUAUCUCAAGUAGGCCUUAACUUGCAGGGACCGUGGCUCUCAGUUGGUGACUACAAUUCUGUCCUUUCUAUUAAUGAGGUUUCUAGUACUAAUCUAUCUUCUACACGAUGUGCAGGGUUUAGGAGAUGGAUUUUCGAGGAAGGAUUAAUUGAUCUAGGCUAUGAGGGACCCCAAUUUACAUGGCGCAGAGGUCUUAGUACAACCUCUUUUAGGGCAGCCAGGCUGGACCGUGCUCUGAGCAACCUUGAAUGGAGAUUACGCUUCCCGGAUGCAAGGGUAUACCAUUUUCCCAUAAUCAACUCUGAUCAUGCCCCCAUCCUUAUCAGCACGAUGCUAAGCCAUAAGCAUUUUGGUCCGAAGGAGUUUAAGUACAGUGCAGCCUGGGCGUCACACCCGGAGUUCUCUAACUUCAUCAAGAAUAAUUGGAACUCAGACCAAUCACUUGAACAAGCCAAAAAGGCACUAGCAGCAAAGCUUCAAAGUUGGAAUCGCAGCUCUUUUGGGAAUAUAUUCCAAAGGAAAAGAAGAGUCCUAGCAAGAAUCAAAGGAACACAAAGAGCUCUUGAUAGUCACCCAAGGACUGGCUUGAUCAAGCUGAAUAACAAACUGCAUAAGGAGCUAGAUGAAAUCCUUAAUCAAGAAGAACUCUAUUGGUUUCAGAGGUCACGGGAAGACUGGAUAGCAACCGGGGACCGGAAUACAGGCUUUUAUCAUGCUGCCACAACUGUCAGAAAGGCAUAUUCGAAAAUCACCAGGUUAAAAAACUGUCAAGGUGAUUGGCUGGACUCAGAUGAGGACAUUUCGGAUCAUAUUACUCAAUUCUUCAGAGAGCUAUAUACGGAAGAGGACAGAAUAGAAAAUCAAGCAGGCAUGUUUCGUAUGGCCCCCUUCAAAGCCCCCGGUCCCGAUGGGUACCAUGCUGGUUUUUUCCAACAAAACUGGUCGGUGGUGGGAGAAAGCUUAGUGUCCUUUGUAAUGGACUACUUAAAAACUGGCGUCCUUGCAGAAGGAUGUAAUGAUACGAUCAUAACCUUGAUACCAAAAGUUCUGAAUCCAGAAAAUGCUAAGCAGCUUAGACCCAUCAGCUUGUGCAAUACUUCUUACAAGGCUUAUGACAGGUUAUCAUGGAGUUUUAUCCACGACACCCUUCAAGAGGCAGGUUUCAGUAAUCUCUGGGUUAGACAUAUCAUGGGUUGCAUUACAACAGCAAGAUUGGCAGUCUCCAUCAACGGCAAGCUUUCACAAUGGCUCAAGCCAUCAAGGGGCAUCCGACAAGGUGAUCCUAUAUCCCCGCUUAUCUUCGUACUGUGUAUUGAACGAUUAAGCCACCUUAUCCAUGAGAAGGUGGAGAAAGGUCUUUGGAAAGGGAUUAAAGUAGCCAGAAAUGGUCCGUGUAUUUCUCACCUUCUUUUUGCCGAUGACAUGGUUCUUUUUGGAGAAGCAUCAACAGAACAAGCACGGGUAAUCAAACAUUGCUUAGACCUUUUCUGCAAUAGCUCAGGGCAGAAGGUGAACUUCGACAAAUCCCUACUGCAUUUUUCGAAGAACACUCCCUCUGCCAUCCAACAAGUAGCUGAGAUUCUGGGUAUUACAGUUACUGACAACUUAGGCAGAUACUUGGGGGUACCUUCUCACCACGGCAGACUGAAAAAAGACUCCUUUCAAGGGAUUGUUGAUAAGAUUCGAGACAGGUUAUCAGGCUGGAAAAUGAAAACCCUCACCUUAGCAGGAAGGAAGGUCCUUGCCCAAGCAAUUCUCUCGACCAUACCUAUGUAUGCAAUGCAAUCUACGCUUAUUCCCCUGGGAAUCCUUGAUGAAAUUGAAAAACUUAUUCGAGCCUUCCUAUGGGGAGGGUCUGUCAACAAUAGGAAGUGCAACCUUGUGGCAUGGGAUACAGUCACGAAGGAUACGAAGGAUGGAGGUAUUGGAAUUAGGAAUCUGGCAAACAUGAAUUUAGCUUUUAUGAUGAAAUUGGGAUGGAGACUACACUCGGGCGAAGAAUGA
Messenger RNA from Ipomoea nil (Japanese morning glory), 2751 nucleotides. RefSeq lists its product as uncharacterized. The record is from RefSeq and is a predicted model, not a curated record. The transcript is spliced from 4 exons. Lineage: Eukaryota; Viridiplantae; Streptophyta; Magnoliopsida; Solanales; Convolvulaceae. Gene Ontology annotation, molecular function: catalytic activity. Bases 1 to 2751 code for a protein of 916 amino acids.